CCGAAGACGUCGUACCACGCGCGCGCGCAUGCAGGCAGGCAGCGCUCGAGCACACGGCGAGUGACUCCAACCUUAAAGCGUCCCGUCUUGAGGGCUACACAGCGCUGGGAGGUUAAGAAACAAAACCAAAAACUUCUCACAGAAACUUUCAUUCCAUUCCCAGUUAUUCUCCUCAAGACGGAAUCAAACUCCGAGUUGGAUACCUUCCAGCGAAAACAUCUUUCGAAGCUGUUUUGAUACGAGUUGUGCGUGGGGUUUUUUUCACCGUAUGUUCGUAUUGGCGCCGGGCUCGCGCUCACUCUCUCUCGCGACUGGCUUUUUUCACGCAGAAGUUUGACCUCGCGAGACUGCCGAUACAAACCCGUCUUUUAAAACAGUAUUUUUUCCCUCCCCUGUAGUCUUUGUUUGUUUGUUUGUUUGUUUUUUAAAAAAGGUCUUCAUCAACUUUUUAAACCAGAAACGGACGGUGAAAACUCCCACCGUCUCCGUGAGCAACUUUUUUUUUUUUUUUUAAAUUUGCUUUUAAAGUGAACUCCACGAGACGCCGCAUCUCCAUGUGGAAAUCCGAAGACGGGCUCAGAGAUACAUUUUAACCGAAGCGAAAGUCGUGUUUUGUCACCGCUUGUGUGUGCAGAAAGCUUCGACGCGACGAUGAAGGCGAUUGUUGCGCUCGCGGUGUGUGUAUCCGCAGUGAUUUGUGCCUCAGCCAGCCCGAGUGAACAGAAGUCCAAGAACUGCAAUGAAGUCCGGACGGCGUACAGCUCGAAGGGCUUCAACAGUAACGACGUCCCCAACAAAGGAGUGUACGAAGCCCAUCUGAAGGUGUGCCCUCAAGGCUUCUCAUGCUGCACUCUGGAGAUGGAGGAGAAGCUGAGUCAGCAGAGCCGCUCGGACCUGAAGGCCCCGAUCUCCCAACUGAGCGCCACCCUGCAGAGCAGCUUCACACAAAGACACCAACAUUUUGACCAGUUUUUCAGAGAGCUGCUCAACAAUGCCGAGAAGUCGUUGCACGACAUGUUCGUACUCACCUACGGAGUGAUGUACAUGAAGAACGCCGAGCUCUUCAAGCACUUCUUUCGUGACUUGAGGCUCUACUACACGUCGGGCAGCUCUGCCGUGCACCUCGAUAACAUGCUUUCCGAGUUCUGGUCCGAAUUGCUCGAGCGGAUGUUCCGCCUGGUCAACGCGCAGCACGAGUUCAGCGACGCGUACAUGGAAUGCGUGAGUCGGCAUACGGAGGAGCUGAUGCCGUUCGGCGAUGUGCCGCGCAAGCUGAGACUGCAGCUGAGCAGAGCCUUCAUCGCUGCCCGCACCUUCACCCUUGGCCUGCAGCUCAUACCUGACGUGGUCAGCAAAGUCUCCACGGUGAGUGCCUCUCCAAGCUGUGUGCGUGCUGCUAUGAAGAUGCUGUACUGCCCGUACUGCACAGGUCAAGUGGCUCUGAAGCCCUGUAAAAACUACUGCCUCAACGUUAUGCGUGGCUGCCUAGCCAACCAAGCCGACCUCGACACCGAGUGGAACAACUUCCUGGAUGCCAUGCUGAGUCUGGUUGAGAGACUGGAGGGACCAUUUAACUUUGAGUCAGUAAUAGAUCCCAUCGACGUGAAGAUCUCGGAGGCCAUCAUGAACAUGCAGGAGAACAGCAUGCAAAUCUCACAGAAGGUAUUCCAGGGCUGUGGGCAGCCUAGGAAAGAAUUACGCACCCGGCGUUCUACAAAAGACUCAGGAUUCCCUGGUCGCUUCCGGCCGUACAGCCCAGACACCAGACCCACCACUGCAGCUGGGACCAACAUGGAUAGACUGGUGGCAGAUGUGAAGAAGAAGCUGAAGUUUGCCAAGAAGUUUUGGUCUACUUUACCCGAGACGGUUUGUGUUGACGACAGGGUCAACCAGGGCGACGAGUGCUGGAACGGCACAGCCAAGAGCAGGUACGAGUCUGUGGUCUUGGGUAAUGGCUUAGCCAAUCAGGUCUCCAAUCCUCAUGUGGAAGUGGACAUCACCAAACCGGACGUUGUGAUUCGCAGACAGAUUGCUGUGCUGAAGGAAAUGACGACAUGGCUGAAAGCAGCUCACAGUGGAAACGACAUCACGUAUGACAACGAGGAUGGCAGUGGAGAGGGUAGUGGCAGUGGCUGUGAUCCGUCCUCCUGUGAUAGAGACAAGGAUAUCUAUUUCUCCACACCCACGCCCGUCAAACCCCGCCAAGAUACGGUAGUAAAGGAUUCCUCCAGUGGUGUGCGGCUGGCACCGUACAGCCUGUUGCUGGCCCUGGCAGCCGCUGCUCUGACCCUCCUGACCUCCCACAUCAGAUAAGAGCGCUUCAGAGGAGAGAGAUGAGCAUUAGUGCGGAGAAGAAACUGUCGGAGGGAUUUUUAAAAAAAUAAAACACAAAAAAAACACAAAAAAAACACAAACAAACAAACAAAAAAAAAAGAACAGAGACCACCUUUAAGACUAUGGUCUGUCUGCCAUCUAGGAAAGACUCUCAAGUUAUUAAUACUCAAAUAACUUCUCCCUAAUGUUUUUUUUUUUUCUUUUUUUAAUACAAAUGGACUCUCUCAUACAUGGGAUUCUGAAACAGAAACAUCACCCUUUCCGACCAUUUUCACCUGGACUUUGCUUCCCAAAGUCAUUAGCAGUGUUGACAGUACCACAUGGAGAUAAAGAUAGAUAUAUAUAUACAGAGAGAGAGAGCUAAUAUCUCUAUCUCCAUGUGGAGAUAUAUAUUUCUUCUAAAAGGAGCUUUACAGGCUGAGAUUUGAUCUAUAUUUGUGCGUUUGUGUGUGAGAGUCGGUAUGAAUGACAUUUUGUCCGAGAGAGACUUUCCUAAGAUAACUACUUAACGAAUUCCUAUACCAUCUUUAGACUGAGUGAAGCAAAAUGUAGCAGGUACACAAUCACCAGAGUUAAAACACCUCUGUUUGUGUGUGUGUGUGUGUGUGUGUGUGUGUGUGUGUGUGUGUGUGUGUGCUUCCGAUUUGCCAACUUGCAUGGCAUAGAUGUUGGCAAGCCUUUAAGAACAAAAUCCCUUCACCAAGCGUUUCUGUUUAUAAUAAAAGCUGAGGGCCAAGCCACAACAUAUGGUACAGAGUUAAAAUGGCUAGCAUGUGCAGAAUUGAAGGUCCCUUUGUUUUCUUUGUUGUUUUUUUUUUUUGUUUUUUUUUUAAAGCAAAUUUCUAUCAGGGAUGUCAGGUCUUUAUCAGAAAAGUGUACGGAGUAAUUUGGGGAAAUGGAGCGGAAAACUUCGUAACGUUUUUCCGUUCAUCUGAACGCUGAUUGGUUGACAAAAAUCGAUUAAAAGGUGACCUGAUAAUGACCCGUUUGUAAGUGAGGAGUGUGUACAGGCGUGACCAUUCAACUUUAUUCAUUUAGCUACAGCACGCACACUGCAAUUGAAACAGCCUGACUGCACACUGGCUGUUCUGUGCACAGAUACUUCAACGAGGAAGGAAAUCACAUCCACCUGGACAAAGGUGCGCUUGUGAAUUAGUUAGAGCGGAGUUUGAGACGUGGAAGAGUAAUAAUGAAAUUAACACAGGGUUUUAUUUGACGGUUUUUAAUUUCGCUUGAAAUGUAAUCUGAGGUGUAAAUCUAUAUAUCGGGUACUACAGCAGAUUUGCCUUGUCCAGAAUGACCGACGGUGCCGACUUGAGUGAGAUGGAGUGGUUUCUGUAUGUUUGUAAAUGUUUUCUUUCUUUCUCCCACUGGUCUAACCAAGCCCUAUUAGAGUACCCUGUUUAACUCCAUUUUUACCAUCUGAUCAUCAUCUCUGCAUUACAGUACAAGCUUAUGCCCCCCCCCCCUAACCUGGAACGUUAUUUUAACGUGUCCCUACGUCGGGAGACGAACGGCGCCUCUCGCAACGGUUGCACGUUUCUUACAUCAUCUUGCGGCUUGUGAACCGUUCUUCUUUCGCUCCACAGGCCGUCUGUGCAUGUAGGUUUUCUUUUUGAUGAGCGACGAGUACGGCUUUACGUUCGAAAGCAACCGAGGUCCUUACGUUACAACUUCUCAAACGAACCCGUCUCCGUCUCUCCGUGAACUACUCCCUGCUUGCUCUUGUACAGUAAGUUAUUUAACUGCAUGUCUCUAGGUUCUUUUACAAACACAACAUAACGUCCAUAAAGUGCAGUAUUGGAAAAAAAAACAUAUUUAUAUCUGUAGAUGGUUGCAUUUUAACAUUUUCAUAAAUUACCUGAUUUUUUUUAUUUUUUUUUUAAAUUGGCUUCGAAUUUCAUGUAUUGUAAAGCUUCUUGUUUAUAAACCAGUUUAUCAUCGUCAUUCCUCCCCCCCCCCCCUUCCAAUAGUUAAGUAAGGAUGUUGUAAAAGGUCUGCAGAGUGAUGGAUGGCGUCGACCAUGAGCUCAUGAGUGUCUUAUAGUGUCGUACGCACUUUUUAAAUCGUCAUUCAAAAUGCCUUACACUUCGGAGUGCUAGCAAGAAUCCCUUCAGUGACUAUUGAUUGGAGGCCCUGAACAGUGGUUGACUUUUUUUUUUUUUUUUUUUUUUUUUGGAAGAUCUGUUGUUUAUUCAUAUGUAGAUGGGGAGGGGGAUCAAGUUUCUAUUUGACACACAUCAGUAAUGUAUCCUUUGUUGUGCAUGAGAGCGUAAAUAGAGAGCAAUGUAACUUCUCUCCACAACAAACCUUCCCUCUGUUGCACACAAACAAGGAAUGACCAUGUAAGUCCUUCAGUGUUAAGGUGAGAUGAACAGUUUGACUGGGAUGACUGCCUUUUUUUUGGAUCGAACAAGUCUUUUAGCGGGAAUCCCGAGCUAGAGAAUGAAGUUUGUGUAGUCGUUCGCUCUGAACAAUGGAACAGCGCCAUCUUUUGAAAAGGAGUUACAAGAGACUUGACUACAGAGAGGAAAUAAUGUAAAUAUGCAGCAGUCGGUCUCUGAGAGAGGUUAUAACAGUACAAGUCUUACUCUUUCUGAGGAUAGACUUAACAUGGAGAGGGGGGGGGGGGGGGGACAUGCUAAAAAUGUAAGAGAAAAGAUGUAUUAAACACAUCAAAGUCUUGUGAAAAUAAAGACUGCAGAUAUUUAAAUACGA
This is a messenger RNA of Ictalurus punctatus (channel catfish), 5052 nucleotides long. RefSeq names its product glypican 4 (gene gpc4). Gene Ontology annotation, biological process: cell migration; regulation of protein localization to membrane; regulation of signal transduction. NCBI's taxonomy places the organism in Eukaryota, Metazoa, Chordata, Actinopteri, Siluriformes, Ictaluridae. Gene Ontology annotation, molecular function: protein binding. The transcript has 9 exons. Gene Ontology annotation, cellular component: extracellular region; cell surface; plasma membrane. The record is from RefSeq and is a predicted model, not a curated record. The coding region runs from base 652 to 2313 and encodes 553 amino acids.